This is a messenger RNA of Chlorella variabilis, 1083 nucleotides long. RefSeq lists its product as hypothetical. Gene Ontology annotation, molecular function: nucleic acid binding. The record is from RefSeq and is a predicted model, not a curated record. The transcript is spliced from 5 exons. Lineage: Eukaryota; Viridiplantae; Chlorophyta; Trebouxiophyceae; Chlorellales; Chlorellaceae. Bases 1 to 1083 code for a protein of 360 amino acids.
AUGCGACAGGCAGCACAGCGAUACAUACCGCCUUCCAGGCGGAGGGAGGGCGGCGCAGCAGAUGCCGCCGACACUGAGCCCAGGGGGCUGGAGGGGGCUGGCCCAGAGCUGUCGCAGGUGCGCCUCGUGGUGCUGCGCCAGGGCACCACUGCCGCAUUGGACACCUCCAGCUGCCCGCUGGACAUAGAGGCGCAAGAGGGCGACCCGCCGGCCGCCUGGAUCAUUUAUGUGCCGGAGCGAGAGCCUGAGCGGCUGCUGAGGUGGUUUGCCAGCGUGCUUGGCGGCGGCGCUGCCCGCCUCGAGUUCCCUGCCUCGCUGAGCAAGCGGGAGCGCGCGUGGUGGCACGGCAUCGCCAACCGACACCGCCUGCACACCGAAUCGGUGGGGGUGGGGGAUGGGCGAUACCUGACCGUCAGCACGGCGGCACCCGGCGGCGGCGAGGAAGGAGGCGAAGCGCCAGAGGGUGGCGCGGCCAGGGGCGCCGCCAGGCUGACCCGGGAGCAGCAGCAGCGGGCGAAUGCGAUCUACGAUGCCUGCCAGAUGGAGGGGGGCAAGUACUGGGAGCGGAGCCGGGGAGAGGUGGAGGCCCUGGUGGCGUCUGGGCAGCCGCUGCCAGCCGACCUCGAGGCACUAGCAGACAAGCGGCUGCGUGGGCAGCGGGUGAAUGAGCUGCUGCGGGGCGGCAGCCCCACCGAGGCGCUGGAGCUGCUGAGCGUGGACCCCAAGCUGGCAUGGGUCAAGGACUCGCAGACGGGGGGCUACCCCGUGCACAUAGCGGCCUGGAAGGGCUACGAGAGCGUGGCGCUCUUCCUGGCCUCCCUGCCGGGCGUGCUGGAGCAGCGGGACGGGCGGCGCGAGACGGCGCUGGCUGUGGCGCGGCGGCGGCGCCACGCCGCCAUCGAGGAGUUGCUGCUGGAGGCGGGAGCCAACCCGGAGCAUGCCAGCUUCCAGGAGGCGGCGCCCAGCAGCAGCGGCGGGGCAGCAGAGGAGGGCGAGUACAUGUCUUGGUCGGCGGAGGAGCGGCAGCGGUACAGGCACGGCGGGGAGGGCGGCGAGGCGCCGCCAUCACGCUGCCCCUGGUGA